Messenger RNA from Asparagus officinalis (garden asparagus), 1138 nucleotides. RefSeq names its product 1,4-dihydroxy-2-naphthoyl-CoA synthase, peroxisomal. Gene Ontology annotation, biological process: menaquinone biosynthetic process. Gene Ontology annotation, molecular function: 1,4-dihydroxy-2-naphthoyl-CoA synthase activity. Bases 1 to 918 code for a protein of 305 amino acids. Gene Ontology annotation, cellular component: cytosol. NCBI's taxonomy places the organism in Eukaryota, Viridiplantae, Streptophyta, Magnoliopsida, Asparagales, Asparagaceae. The transcript is spliced from 10 exons. The record is from RefSeq and is a predicted model, not a curated record.
AUGAGGAGAGAGAAGAAUCUCUCCAAAUUGGAGGAAAAAGAGAGAGAAAAUGGACCAUAUAAAAUGAUUCUGUGGAGACCCGCAGCUGUCAGCGACGGCGACGAUUCCAAAAAUGUGAAGUGUUUCACCGACAUUAUUUACGAGAAAGCCGCCGGUGAAGGGAUCGCCAAGAUUACCAUCAAUCGUCCAGAAAGAAGAAAUGCUUUUCGGCCUCAUACAAUAAAGGAACUUAUGCAUGCAUUUAAUGACGCUAGGGAUGAUAGCCAUGUGGGAGUAAUCAUCCUAACAGGGAAGGGAACAAAGGCUUUUUGUAGUGGUGGUGAUCAAGCUUUAAGAAGUUCUGAUGGAUAUGCUGAUUUUGAGAGCUUUGGCCGUCUUAAUGUUUUGGAUCUUCAGGUACAAAUACGCCGCCUUCCUAAGCCAGUCAUAGCAAUGGUAGCAGGUUAUGCUGUUGGUGGUGGGCACGUAUUACAUAUGGUCUGUGAUCUAACAAUCGCAGCUGAUAAUGCUGUUUUUGGACAAACUGGACCGAAGGUGGGAAGUUUUGAUGCCGGCUAUGGAUCCUCCAUUAUGUCUCGCUUGAUAGGACCCAAGAAAGCACGUGAAAUGUGGUUCUUAUCACGUUUUUAUGAUGCUUAUGAGGCAGAGAAAAUGGGACUUGUGAACAUUGUAGUGCCGCUUGAGAAAUUAGAACAGGAAACUGUGAAAUGGUCCAGAGAGAUCUUAAGGAACAGCCCAACAGCGAUUCGGGUACUGAAAUCUGCUCUUAAUGCAGUAGACGAUGGCCAUGCUGGGCUCCAGGACCUGGGUGGCAAUGCCACUCUCAUAUUUUAUGGCACUGAAGAGGCUAAAGAAGGGAAGGAAGCAUAUGUGGAACGCAGACGUCCUGACUUUUCAAAAUUUCCAAGGAGACCUUGACAAAAUAAUUCUUACAUCACUCAAAUGUUGUACCCUUAUGUUAUUAUACAUGUGAUUUAGUACAAUUGCAUAUAUCCAAUUAAGCAUGCCCCUUACCUCUGUAAACAAGCUUAAAUAUGAGAAUACAUCCUGUGUCAGAGUAUAUUGUAAUUCACCAUGUUCUAUUAAAUUCAAAAGGCUGUGAAAAAUCAUCAGACAGCCCAAUUUACAAGAGCUAAAA